CUACGACUUACCACGAUGAUGUCACGGAAAAGGAGAUGCUGCUAUGUCUUCACGGCUCUCGCGUUCACCUGUGCAUGCUCAGUGGUAUUUCCACCGCGUGACAUGCGAUCGGUAUUCACCGACUACUUGACGCGCACCCAUGGGGAGACGCGGAGACUUCUGCAGAACAAUGUCGUGAAAUCGGCUUCCAUCACUGCGGAACUUCGGGAAUUACCAAAUAAGGAACCGAGUAAGAACGAAAAGGAGAAAUACCGAGUGCCGAUCUUUUGGGACGACGGCGAGUUCAUGGAUGAUGACGAGCUCGAGAAAGACGGUGAUCGUAGAGAUGAAGAGAAAGGGCAUGUGGUCGAAUCAAAGAGUGCGCUAACUGAACCUGACGUAGAAAGGAACAUUAGUACCAAAGUCGGCAGUGGUGCCAAAGACUCGGUUAAGUCGAACCAAAGUAAAAAUAUACCUGGUAAAACACAGGAAAUAAAUAUUUCAGGGAAUGACGGCACGAUGGCGGUCCUUGAUUACAAAAUGUCUCAGUUCCAGACAGUAAAGUCAUCGGUUAAAUCUCAGAGUGAAGAAACAGGUGAAACAAAUGAGACUACUAACAGGGUCCUUCCCGUUCACCUCCUCAUUGUAACCCAAAGAAGAUCAGGCUCGAGCUUCUUGGGACAGAUCUUCAACCAGAAUCCCUGGGUCUUUUUCCACUUUGAGCCCCUGAAACUUCUUGAGAUCAAGAAACGUAUUUAUCCGAAUGCUUCAUAUCUUCUCCAGCAUUUACUAAAGUGUCGUUUCGACAAGACUCCUUACCUAACCAAUUUCUAUAACCAUGAAACGCUGCAUAGAAUGUCGAGUAAAGUGCUAUGUUCACCGCCCCUAUGUAUGACAAAUGUGGAUUACAAUAGUAUGAGGUCAAGCACCGUCAAGAAAUGUAACCCUCUUGAUCCCAAGGCAAUGGCCAGCCUAUGCAACCUACACCCACACAAAGUGGUGAAACUAAUUCGUCUAUAUAGCGUCGAAUCUCUAACGCCUUUGCUAAAAGACAAGAGUAUAAACCUUAAAAUCGUCCACCUCUUGCGCGAUCCAAGAGGGACAAUGUCUUCGAGAUCGAAGGAGAAUCACACGAGCACCAAAGCACUUUCCUUGGGCAAGACUCUCACUCAUGAUGCUACAUAUAUCUGCCGUAGGAUGAAACGCAACUUUAACUAUGUGCAAAAGAACCCGGAACUUUUUCGGGAUCGAUACCUCAGGAUCAGGUAUGAGGAUAUAGCUACCGAUCCUGAGGGAUGGACCAGGGCUCUUUACAAAUUCGCAGGAAUAGGGGAUGUCCCGGGAAACGUAUAUGAUUGGAUCCAGCAAAAUACGCGCAAAAGCACUUCGGAGGAUGCCCGUGACAUUUAUUCUACGCACAGGAACUCUUCGGCCAAUGCGCAGGCGUGGCGCCAUCACGUGACGUUCCCCGUGGUUAGUGAGAUUCAAAACCAUUGUGGUGGCGUGAUGGAGGAGGCAGGUUACAGGCUAGUCAAAGAAGCUUCUGACCUGCAAAGGACUAAUUUAAGUUUUGUUUCCCCAAUUACGUGAUUUUUAUUCACGAAUAACUCGUCACGAAUCUGUGACAUCUUGUAUGUACAAUGCAAUUAUAGUAUGUGAUGAUCAUGACAUUUUUUUAAAUGAUUUUUUAAAAUUAUGGCGGGCUGGUUGUAGGGCUACUGGUUGUGCGGGGUGGGUACAUGUUUAGAUAUUGGUGAUGAUUUUUGUUUUGGUUCGUUUUUGUUUUGUUUUUUGGGGGGAGGGGUGGGGUCAUCAUUGAUUAUAUCACAUCUCCCUAUGUUUUGUAUGUAUUUAUUCAUUAUAGAUAUUUCGUUUCACUCAUUGUUCGUUUUACAAGGGAGGGGCUGGGAUCGGGGAUGGGGGCACAGGUUGUGAAUAAUGACAUUGACAUACUAGUUGAUUAACCAGACAAGUUUUUUCUUUUUUUUUACAAUUUAUUUGAAUUGUCAAACAGCUAUUAUUGCGUUAGUUGCGUCGUUGUCGGGGAUGAAUAAAAACCGUUGAGAUUUUCUUAGUAUAGUCUCAAAGCCACCCCCCUCAUGGUCCUACAUUUCAUUUUAUGGGGUAGGUUUAUAUGCAAAUAUGGAGUGCGUGUUAUUAUCUCGUGACUAUUUUUACUCUCCGUUUUCAAAACAAAAUAAGUUUAUUCGAGUUAUUAAAAAAGUAUUUUCGUGUCUCUGUGACUGUGUGUGUAAUUUCAUUUAGUUAUUUAUUUUCAAGAUUGUGAUAUUAUGCAAAAGACCCAAGAACGCCACGUAUACUAUUCCCUUGGGUCAGUGUAUUUGAAGACGUCAUCUUAUAUGAAACGACAUAUAUUUAAGUGGGAUAGUGAUACUUUUAUUUAUGAUAUAUCUAUUUGAUAUGUGUUUGCCUUCGAUCUUUUAAAUAAGCUUUCAUUGACCAAAUGUCUCGGUGCUAGUUAUAAUACAUAACUAUUUUUGUAAACGAUUUUACGUUAAUGAUAUUUGUUAUUGUAUUUAUUUGCUUCUUUGGAUAAAGAAUUUUGAUAUAAUUAUGCAAUGUGAUAAAUGGAUGUGAUUGUAGGUGUUUUGACUUGGUUAUAUCCCCAUCCUUCUUUCUCUCUUUGUCACCCCGUGUAAUGGGUCAUUAGGUCUAGUGGUUAGACCAUUGGAAUUAUGAUCGUCAGGUAGUGAGUUCGAAUCCCCACUCUGCCAUUGUCUCCUCUUGAUAAAAAGACCCGAAAGUAAUUGAUGUUGACCACAAGGUCAGCCACUAUGCCUGAUCAACUUUGACGUAAAAUGUUUCAUAUCAACUUGGCGUUAUACCAGCAAAAAGCUGUCCUGCCGAGUUCUUACGGGAGUUACCAUAACAGAAAACAACAGAAUUGUUCAUUAAUAAAAAAAUAAAAAAUAAUAAAAAACUUGAAAUGUCUUUAAUCCGUUCCAAUAUAAUGAUUUGAUUAAAAGAAUCAUUGUCGAUAUGAGUCAGAAAAUGUCGUUGAUAGGCCCUACUAAAAAUGAUUUUUUUUUCCAAAAGAUAAACUGAGGAAUUUGAUACGAAAGAAAAGAAUUUUUUAACGAUUUAAAUCCUAUUCCUUUCACUUUUUCUUCAUCGUGACUUUUUGAUGUGAAUUGUCAUAACGGUAUUUGUGCCUUUUUAAAAAUGAUUAUUUUUGUGCAUGCAUGUUUUCAAAACAGUACACUUUCAUUGUGAUUUUAACAUGUUUAAUAUGAUGGAAUUACGCUUCAUCUUUGCUCUUUCAAUAUAUUGUUUGUACUUGAAUUCUGUAAAAAUGUAUUUGUGAGUGGUUCGGUUUUUCAGAUAGAAUAAUCUUCUAUCAUAAUUUAUAAUAAAAUGUCAACAUUUAAAAAAAUA
Molecule: messenger RNA, 3375 nt
Organism: Lytechinus pictus (painted urchin)
Lineage: Eukaryota; Metazoa; Echinodermata; Echinoidea; Temnopleuroida; Toxopneustidae
Product: carbohydrate sulfotransferase 1-like
Exons: 1
Coding region: 16-1569 (517 amino acids)
Biological process (GO): N-acetylglucosamine metabolic process; sulfur compound metabolic process
Molecular function (GO): N-acetylglucosamine 6-O-sulfotransferase activity
Source: RefSeq, a predicted model, not a curated record